This is a messenger RNA of Tigriopus californicus, 1511 nucleotides long. RefSeq names its product galactoside alpha-(1,2)-fucosyltransferase 2-like. Gene Ontology annotation, molecular function: galactoside 2-alpha-L-fucosyltransferase activity. Gene Ontology annotation, biological process: carbohydrate metabolic process. Bases 1 to 1206 code for a protein of 401 amino acids. The record is from RefSeq and is a predicted model, not a curated record. The transcript is spliced from 4 exons. Gene Ontology annotation, cellular component: membrane. Lineage: Eukaryota; Metazoa; Arthropoda; Copepoda; Harpacticoida; Harpacticidae.
AUGCUGAUACCACGACUGCACCGAAUGUCCAAUAGUUAUCGGAGCUGGGCUUCAAGCUUGAUCUUCUUUGUGGGAGGUUUCCUUCUCGCUCACCUCAGGCUGCAAUAUAAUGGUUCAAGCAAGACGAGAUUAGAACAUCCUUCAAGUUCUGGAGCAAAUGUCUCCCCGCCCAGUUGCCCCCUAAGCUUGGAUGAAAAGGAAUUGUUGAUCAUUAGUUCUCAUUCAAGUGGUCGCCUAGGCAAUCGAAUGAGCGAAUAUGCCUCAAUAGUAGCAUUGGGAGCUCUCAGGGGAUACACGCCAGUCAUGUCCCAGAGAUUGCAGAAAUCAUUGGUCCAAAUAUUUCCAUACAUUCCGUAUUACCAAGCCGUCCCUUUGUCGAUUGAGUGUAUGGCUGACUUGGUGUCAGUAAAUCCAACCAACCAAAGACAAUUAGAGCAAGCCAUGAACAGAUCAACGAGGGCCUGGCCAAGGCCCGCCAAGGGAAUCAAGUUGGUCAGAAAUCCCCACAUCCCCGAACUCUACGGUCUGGUGUCUGGUAUCCUCGCAGCCCAUUUCACUUUUGAGCCACAGUUGUAUAUGGCGGCUCAGACUUGGCUUUUGCAACGCCACGCCGACCUUCAGUCGCAAUUAUUUGAGUGGGUAAAUCCUAUUUGGAUUGGGCUCCAUGUCAGACGAACCGACUACGAAAGGGUCUUAAGCCGAAGGAACGCCUCGUUGGUGGAAUUGGAGUACUUUGAAAGAGCGAUCCGCGAAAUGAAGGCCAUUAUUCUUGGGGCUGAAAUUGCCCAACAUUCUAAGAUGGUGUUUGUGGUGGCCUCUGAUGAUCCCGCAUGGUGUAUGCAACAACUUCCACGCAUACCAGGAGAAAAGUUUAUCUUUACCAAUGAGAAUGAUGCAAUUCACAUUCAAGACAAUGGACUGGAGUCGGACUUCCAGGUUGCAUUCGAUUUGUGCGUUAUGUCCCUAUGCAACCAUUCUAUCUACGAUUAUGGAACCUUCGCAUUUUGGGGUGCUUACUUGUCUGGAGGUUUUGUGGUAGCGGCGGCCAUGGAUGUAGUGGAGGAACAGCAGCCUCAAGGUGGUCUUGGUGAUCUUGGAAAUCGUGUUCGGAUGGCCACGGACGUAAUGCGCGCCGAUCGAAACGCCAAUCUGUCAAGGUGGCACUUCAUUCCCGCUCAUCUCACUCCAGUCACCGUUCUCAAAUGAAUAGCUUAAAAUGAGAAUAUAAUAACGGUGCGUCAUUUCCACCUUAAAUAAAAAGAUAGACCUGACUCCUUAACAAGUGGAGAGGGGGGCCAGGAAUCUUGUUGAAUGCUCCUGAGGGGGCCCUAAUAGAAAACAUCUGAGACAUAAGGCAAUUCUGGUGGUCCCAACCUAUCUAUCAACCUGAUGGAAGGAAGCAAAACAAUGAUUUGGCUGUAAGCACCUUAGAGAUGACUAUUGUUGAGUUAAUCACAAGGACGUCUGCUGCCUCAUGCGUUUUGCAAAUGUAUUGGAUGGUGUUUGUCUUA